AUGAAUCCAGCCAACGCCACCCCCGUCAACUACUCUUCUGAUGUCAGUUGUCAGACCGUGGGCAAAGGUGUCUCUUUGCAACAUUUCGUCGACAGCGGCAUCCCCCUUUACAAAGUUGCAUUUAAAGCUGGACGAUCCGAAUUAUGCUAUUUGUCGGACAAAGAUGCGUGGAUAAGAUUGCCUAAAAUGGGGGAUCUGGUCAUCAUUGAAGCAGACCGGGGCCGUGAUUUGGGAACCAUUGUUGCUGAUCGAGUCAAUGCGUCCGAACUUUGUGGGAAGGAAGAAAUAAUGUCACCUCCUGCUGAUCCUCUCUCGGUCACCGACACCGGACGCAUCAAUCCCAAGGACGUGUAUGUGAAGCAAAUGUUUCGAUUAGCGGAAUCGGCGGAAAUUGCCAGUCUUGCCACCAAAAGCCAAGAUGAAGCCAAAGCAUUGCUCGUAUGUCAGGCUAAAAUUAAACAGAAGGGAUUGUGCAUGGAAGUUCUGAAUGCUGAAUAUCAAUGGGAUCGGCGUAAGCUGACUUUUUACUUUGUGGCCGAUCAGCGUAUCGAUUUUCGCGAAUUGGUGCGCGAAUUAUUCAAAAUCUACAAGACACGAAUCUGGAUGUGCGCCACUAAACCGGUUUGA
Messenger RNA from Radiomyces spectabilis, 627 nucleotides. RefSeq names its product PSP1 C-terminal conserved region-domain-containing protein. NCBI's taxonomy places the organism in Eukaryota, Fungi, Mucoromycota, Mucoromycetes, Mucorales, Radiomycetaceae. The coding region runs from base 1 to 627 and encodes 208 amino acids. The record is from RefSeq and is a predicted model, not a curated record. The transcript has 2 exons. Gene Ontology annotation, cellular component: cytoplasm.